AUGAUAACAAAUUUAUUCUCUGUAUUCGAUCCCUCAUCAAGCAUUUUCAAUUUAUCAUUAAAUUGAAUAAGAACAUUCUUAGGAUUAUUAUUAAUCCCAUCAGCUUACUGAUUAAUACCAUCACGAUGACAUAUUUUUUGAAAUUCUAUUUUACUAACACUACAUAAGGAAUUCAAAACCUUAUUAGGUCCCUCAGGUCAUUCAGGUUCAACCUUCAUUUUCGUUUCAUUAUUUUCUCUAAUUCUAUUUAAUAAUUUUAUAGGUUUAUUCCCUUAUAUCUUCACAAGUACAAGUCAUUUAACAUUGACCCUUACCUUGGCUCUUCCUCUAUGAUUAUGUUUUAUAUUAUACGGAUGAAUUAACCACACUCAACACAUAUUCGCCCAUCUAGUGCCUCAAGGAACUCCAGCAGUACUAAUACCAUUCAUGGUAUGUAUUGAAACUAUUAGUAAUAUUAUUCGGCCAGGAACUUUAGCUGUUCGACUAGCGGCUAAUAUAAUCGCAGGACACUUAUUAUUAACCCUAUUGGGAAAUACUGGCCCUUCGUUAUCUUACAUUAUUGUAUCUUUUUUAUUAAUUGGACAAAUUGCUUUAUUAGUACUUGAAUCAGCUGUAGCUAUUAUUCAGUCAUAUGUAUUUGCUGUUUUAAGUACUUUAUACUCUAGUGAAGUAAAUUAA
This is a messenger RNA of Zeugodacus cucurbitae (melon fly), 678 nucleotides long. NCBI's taxonomy places the organism in Eukaryota, Metazoa, Arthropoda, Insecta, Diptera, Tephritidae. The record is from the annotation of a RefSeq genome assembly.